Molecule: messenger RNA, 1520 nt
Organism: Marasmius oreades (fairy-ring Marasmius)
Lineage: Eukaryota; Fungi; Basidiomycota; Agaricomycetes; Agaricales; Marasmiaceae
Exons: 9
Coding region: 546-1520 (324 amino acids)
Biological process (GO): protein phosphorylation
Molecular function (GO): protein serine/threonine kinase activity; ATP binding
Source: RefSeq, a predicted model, not a curated record
UUAUUAGUCACUUUUCCCCUUACUUUCCCAAACCCGCUUCCCUCGAAUCCCUCGAGACGACCGCCCUUCUCGUUCACAUCAUCCCGGCUCAUCUUCGCAGAUUGGAAAGGAAUUUACCCUCACUGGUGCUUUGGUAUCCCUGGCCUUUCUUGAUCUUUUCACGACUUUCAACGAUUUUGUAAUGGGUGCAGUUUGUUGUCGACCCGCGCCUGUCGACUUUGAUGGGGAGGUGAAUUUGUUCCAUUUUGUACUCUUGAGAUGUGUGGGCAAAGGUGCCUUUGGGAAAGUCCGCGUUGUUCAACAUAAACAAACUCGAGAUCUAUAUGCCCUAAAAUACAUCAACAAGGCGAAAUGUGUCAAGAUGAAAGCUGUUCCCAAUGUUAUCCAAGAGCGACGUCUCCUGGAGGAAGUAAGAUUCCAAAUUGACCGUGGGCCGUGAACGGAAUUUUACGGGACUUCCCCUUUUUCAGGUUGAUCACCCGUUCAUUGUGAACUUGAGAUACGCUUUCCAAGAUGACGAAAAUUGUUUCUUUGUGCUGGAUCUAAUGCUGGGGGGUGAUCUUCGAUUCCAUUUGGAACGUCUGGGUUCUUUAUCUGAGGAGGUUGUACGAUUCUAUGUCGCACAGUUAUCUUCAGCGUUGACGUUCUUACAUGAGGCUGGGAUAAUGCAUCGGGACAUUAAACCUGAUAACAUACUUUUGGAUGAACGAGGGAAUGCACAUCUCACUGAUUUCAACAUCGCUGUCCACUUUGGUGAACGCCGGUUAACCGGCGUUGCUGGCUCCAUGGCAUACAUGGCACCUGAAAUCUUGACCAAACGGGGUUAUACCUGUCACAUAGACUGGUGGUCACUGGGUGUCUGCGCCUACGAACUAAUAUUCGGUCGCAGGCCAUUCAGAGGUCGGACAAACAGCGACCUUACACACAGUAUUACAAAGGAUCCUCUCAAAUGGCCUGAGGACGCCGAGAAGAAAUGUAGUCGUAGUGGAAUGCUUAUUUUGAAAGGGCUACUGGAGCGAGAUACCAGCAAGCGUCUAGGCUGCAAACCGAAUGGCGAAGGCUUUCGAGAACUUCAAGCCCAUCCGUGGUUCAAGACGAUUGACUGGGAGACACUUGAAAGCAAGGAACAAGUCCCGCCCUUCGUGCCCGAUAGCAAAAAAGCGAAUUUUGAUGCAUCGCAUGAGUUGGAGGAACUUCUUCUUGAAGACAAUCCCUUGAAGGCUAAACAACGGAAAGCGAACCAGGAUAACCUUACCGCAGAGAUGAAGCAGAUGGAAGAACAAUUUACGACAUAUGAUUCCAAGAAGAUGCAGCGACGAUCAUACUAUCCGCACAACCAACAGCUCAUUUCUACGGCCACUGCCACAUCAUCUGCAUUGGCGUCGUCAAGGCCUGAAACCCCGGCGGACGUACUUCGAGCUGACGGGGCGUCGAUACACGGUAACGGGCAUUCAAUUGAACUUCAACAUUCAGAAGCAGACGUUAUGCGGCCUGAAAUGAAUGAGAAAGACUUCCGGUGA